This is a messenger RNA of Macrosiphum euphorbiae (potato aphid), 378 nucleotides long. Lineage: Eukaryota; Metazoa; Arthropoda; Insecta; Hemiptera; Aphididae. The record is from the annotation of a GenBank genome assembly.
AUGUUGGUGUCACGUCGCAAAAAACAAUUACUAGAAUUACUGUGUUUACAAGAAAUUGACGAAGAACAAGCACUAAUACACCAUCACCUGUCAAAGAAAUCAAAACAAACCCAUACAAUUUUCCAAGCCAGGGAAAGUGAAGGGUUUUUUAGUAUACUAAUCGAAAAACAUUUAUGGGAAGACCAAACGAAGUUUCGAGAGUUCUUCAGAUUAAGCUGGGAUCAGUUUAACUACGUGUUAAACUUGAUAGAGGAUGACAUAACUUCCAAUCCAACUAAUAAAAUUAAAAAAACCAAUCAGUCCAGCAGAAAAAUUAGCAGUUACAUUAAGGUAAAUUUGAUUAGUCACAUAUUAGUCGCUUAUAGUCGUAACAGGUAA